This is a messenger RNA of Cyanistes caeruleus (blue tit), 2759 nucleotides long. RefSeq names its product TP53RK binding protein (gene TPRKB). Gene Ontology annotation, cellular component: EKC/KEOPS complex; cytosol; nucleus. Lineage: Eukaryota; Metazoa; Chordata; Aves; Passeriformes; Paridae. Gene Ontology annotation, biological process: tRNA threonylcarbamoyladenosine modification. The record is from RefSeq and is a predicted model, not a curated record.
UCGGGAAGCCCGGGGAUUCCUGUGGAAAGCGCGGCGAUUCCUGUGGGAAGCCCCCGGUCUGAGUGGCCCCGUGUUGUUAGCGCCGUGUUUUCCACGGGACUUGCGGCGCCUCCGUGCCGCCGAUCCCCUGGGGCCGCCGGGCGCUGCCGGGAUGGAGCGAACGCACCGGCUGGAGCUGUUCCCUGACCGCAGCGUCACGCUGCUCCUCUUCCAGCACGUGAAAAAUGCCGCUGCUCUGCGGAAAAAAGCCAUGGAAGGAUCCAUUGACGGAGCACUGAUAAACCCUGCGAUGAUUGUAGAUCCUUUUCAGAUUCUUGUGGCAGCCAACAAAGCAGUGCAUCUACAGAAGAUAGGUAAAAUGAAGACCAGAACACUCUAUGCAGAAAUUAUUUUCAGCCUUUCACCAAGCAACAAUAUUUCAGAUGCAUUUAAAAAGUUUGGCGUUUCGGACAGCGACACGGCAGUACUCAUUGUGCUGGUCGUGGAAGGAGACAAGACUGUCAAUCUGGCAGAUAUAGCAUCUCAGGUGGAAGGUCAGCAGGUUUCCCUAGAUGAACUCCCCCAGCUAACAGACACUGCCAAAGUUAAAAAGAUGUACAAAGUUACUCCACAGGAAGAAAAAAUCGGCACCUUAUUGGACAGCGUUGUUUGCAGAAUGUCAACAAAAGAUGUUUUGUGAAAAUGUGGAAAUAAAUUUCAGAGGAAGUGAAGUAGUACUGAGUAGUUUGAUGACAUCUGAGCUUUAACACAAGCUUUAAGAUUGGACACAAGGGUAACCUGAGCUGUGUUCUAAGCACAGAGAGCAUGCCAAGUAGAAUUUGCCAUUGGCAUUUCGGUUCUUUUCCUUGACAAGGGAGAAUUGGCAGUACUUUAAGCUGAACUUAAACAAAAGGCUUGGAAAUCUGUACUUUUGUCAAAUGUUUUGGUAGACCCAGAGAGGGUUUAAACAUUGUAAAUCAUUUUUAUUAUCAUGCUCUGAUUUGUUUUGGUUUGGCAACCAGAUGGAUGAUAUCCUUUUAACAAUACUAUUGCCAGAAAAGGCAUCUUUACAGCCCAAGUAUUUUUGAUGGGCUAGGAAGGACAUUUUCCAUAAACAAUCAGCAGCAUCUCCCUCUUUGUGCCACUGGGAUAGAGUUGCUGCCCACCCUUUGAGGUCAGGAAGGGGCAGAGGUGCUGUGCCAGCCAGUGGCAGUGUGGAGCAGGGACAUCAGAGCUUUGUACAAGGAAGAAUAAAGUCUGUGGAUAAUGCUGUGGUGGUGUUAGCACCUAACAGUCUGAUGUCAUCCAUUGCUGGCUUUAAAGGCUAUGGAGUAGUGCUUUUACUUCUUAACACUGAUUCAUGCAUGGUGAUACUGAACGCACAGAGCCUGGUUACAGGUGCAGAAUUCACAGAAGAAUUUGCACCAUAGGUUGUAUCCAGUUAAAUUGUCAAUAGAGCAUACAUAGCAUUCUGAAAGGACGUGAAACUUGUCUUGGGUUUUUCAACCACUGCUAGCAAAGGCCAUGAAAGAGAACUAGGAGGACUGUUGAUUUCCAGUAGUCACCAGGUGCAACAGCUGUGAAUGUGUAUCAUAUAAUCACAUGUAUGCGUCCUGUUUAAGUAAAACUACUGUCUUAAGUGGGUAGAAAUCCAUAGUGCUUGUUAUUUUUAUGCUGUAUUGUUUUUAUAGGAUGUGCAUAAAACUACAGCUGUCUGCUUUUUUUUUUUACCCUGAUGUUUUCUGAGGUACUAUGAUUAGUGCACUUAAAAGAUCUUUGGAAGAGAAUGCCUCAUACUCUUACACAUACAUUUUGAAGGAGAGGUAAGUCUUAGAGUUGAAAUGUUGUCCUGUACAGUAAACAGACCAGUGAACUGACAUAUAGACGUGUUUUUGUCUUUCUGUGUUUAAUACAGAAAUGUACAGCUUCAGUUUUGUAUUUUGAUUUCAGUUAAGUCUUCCCUUAGUUAAAACACAGUAGUACAAAUACCAUCCAGACCAUUUCUUACCAACCAGACCGAUAGCAAAUUUAGGUGUGAAGUACUAAGGAAAUUACAAGAUUUAUCAAAGGAUUAGGGACAAAUGGCUGUGCUGACUUUUUGCUUUAAAGAUGGCUUUACAGAAUGCAUCAUCUUCUCUAAAGGGAAAUGUGAGGCAGUAGUAAAAAAUGGAGCUUGGAAGGACUUGAGUCUUUAAAAACAAAAGUGUGUCACAUCAGCAUGUGAAAAUGACCAUGGAAAAUAGACUUGUUUUCCAGUUCUGACAGUUGGUACAUGGAAUAUAUCAGAAGAUUUACUGGCUGAAUUACAAUGUUUUUGUUAGUUCAAAAUAACAGCAGACAGGCUUACUUAAACCACUGCCUUUUUUGAACACAUGUAAAACAUCUAUCUGGCCUGCUUAAUGCAGGAGAAAUAGUAAUAAAAUGAUCGUUGCAUAAAAGUUUUGACACACAAGUUCCAAACCUGGGCUCUUAGUUUCUACUUUUCCAUCUACUUCAUUGGUGUAGAGACAUUAAAUAGCUUGUUACUGUUGACAUAAGCUAAAUUGUGAUUUAGUGUGAGACCCGAAUGAGGUGUUUUCAUGAGUGGAUUUACAGGAAAUUAUUUUGGGAGCUGAAGUCUCCAAAGUGUCAUUCAGUCAGGCAGAUGAUUUGGGUCUGUUUGCAUUGAAGACUGUGCUGUGCAAGACCAGAGAUUUUCCCUAGAUGUGGUUGCAUUAUCCAAGUUAAAUGAGUUAUUUAGAAAAACUGAUAAUAAAAGUAGAUUUUGUUCACCCUGCAAA